This is a messenger RNA of Coffea eugenioides, 1266 nucleotides long. RefSeq lists its product as uncharacterized. The coding region runs from base 75 to 1007 and encodes 310 amino acids. The record is from RefSeq and is a predicted model, not a curated record. The transcript is spliced from 5 exons. NCBI's taxonomy places the organism in Eukaryota, Viridiplantae, Streptophyta, Magnoliopsida, Gentianales, Rubiaceae.
CAGACUUUCAGUUCAAAACAAAAAGCACAGAAAAAGGAGAGAGACGAAAGGGAUUAAAAAAAAAAAGAAAAGAAAUGGAGAGAGUAACGCCUGCCCGGAAGCCCCAUACUUCCACGGCCGACUUGCUGACAUGGUCGGAGGCGCCUCCGUCCGACUCCUCCACCUCCGCCUCUGCCAAUGUCUCCCGCUCUGCCACUCGUCCCCAGCAGCCAGCAGAUGGGAUUGGUAAGGUGGUGUUUGGAGGACAGAUCACUGAUGAGGAAGCUGAAAGUCUCAACAGAAGGAAACCAUGCUCAGGAUAUAAGUUGAAGGAGAUUACUGGAAGCAAAAUAUUUUCUGGAGAGAGUGAAGAUGGUGCAUCAGAAUCUGGAAAUGGUCAUGUCUCUUCUAAUAAUAGGACAUCUGUACGUAUGGUUCAGCAAGCUGCAAAUGGAAUCAGCCAGAUCUCCUUUGGUACUGAAGAAAGGAUUUCUCCAAAGAAGCCGACAACUCUUACUGAGGUUGCAAAGCAGCGGGAGUUAAGUGGAACACUGGAAAGCGAAGCUGAUAGUAAGAUGAAGAAGCAGCUGUCUGAUGCGAAGAACAAGGAACUAAGCGGUAAUGAUAUCUUUGGCCCUCCUUCUGAAGCUCCUUCCAGAUCAUUGGCUGCUGUGCGCUCUAUGGAAGCAAAAGAAAGCAAGGACAUGGGAGAACCUGCACCGCGAAAUCUACGAACAUCAGUCAAGGUUUCUAAUCCUGCUGGCGGUCAAAGUAACAUCUUGUUUGGUGAAGAACCAGUUGUCAAGACUUCAAAGAAACUACAUGACCACAAAUUUGCAGAGUUGACUGGCAAUGACAUUUUCAAAGGAGAUGUUCCUCCAGGCUCUGCUGAAAAGCAUCUGAGCACAGCGAAGCUGAAAGAAAUGAGUGGCAACAAUAUUUUUGCUGAUGGCAAGGUUGAAGCUAGAGACUUCUUGGGUGGAGUCCGCAAACCCCCUGGUGGUGAGAGCACCAUUGCCUUGGUCUAACUAUUUGCAUGCAACUGGAAGUUUUAAUAACUAGGACCAAUAGCUCUCUCUAUGUUCCUCCACAAUUUGUGUCCUGUACUUUGUGGAGGAACAUCUGUGGUUCGUGAGUAAUUAGGAAUCUAGUUUAUAGGUUUUGAAUGUAUGGAUUAUGAGAUAAGAACAAUUUCAGGAUCUUUCGUUUUCAGAACCUUCAAAAUUUAUCUGAGAGUUAACCAUGGGCAAGCUAAACCAUUAUAAGUUCGAACUUGUUAUUUCCCUC